CACAAUCAAUCACACUGGGAAGGCGAGCCCAUGGAGAUCCUCUCGAUCGCGUUCGCCAUCUCGGCCGCGCUGACGCUGCUCACGGUGCUGCUCUCGGGCUGGGAGGUGUGGACGCAUCUGCUGUACAAUCCGCAGGCCGGCAUCCGCCGCUACGUGCUGCGCAUUCUGCUCAUGGUGCCGAUCUACGCCGUCACCUCGUACCUCGCGCUCACGAUUCCCGAGUACAAGAUCUACUUUGAGACGAUCCGCGACUUUUACGAGGCCUUCGCUUUGCACUCGUUCUACUACUUUAUGAUCGAGUUCCUCGGCGGGCAAGAGGUGCUCGCGCAGCGCCUGCGCAGCCACAAGCACGACGCGCACCACGUCAUGGGCUUCCAAUGGUGCUUGAACACGUGGAAGAUGGGCCCGCAGUUUGUGCGCAUGAACACGCUUGGCAUUCUGCAGUACAUCCCGUCCAAGAUCUUCAUCACGGUCAUGACGUUCGUGAGCAUCAUCUUUGACUUUUACGGAGAAGGCGAGUACACGAACCCGCUCGUCGCGUACGGCUGGCUCACGCUCAUUCUGACCGUCUCGCAGACGUGGGCGCUCUACUGCCUCGUGCUCUUCUACCACGGCUGCCUCGAAGAACUCGCGCCCAUGAAGCCCUUCCCCAAGUUUAUGGCCAUCAAGAUGAUCAUCUUCUUUACGUUCUGGCAGAGCUGCACCAUCUCGGCGCUCGGCAAGUCGGGUGUCAUCUCCGAGUCGUGGCACAUUCGCUGCAAGAGCAUCGAGUGCGACCCGAUCAGUGGCAUUUGCCACUAUGAGGAGUGCUGGGAGACGGCCGAGAUUGGCGCCGCGCUCAACAACUUUAUCGUGUGCGUCGAGAUGCUCCUCUUCGCCGUUGUGCACCAUUAUGCGUUCAAGAUUGACGACUUCCUCCGCAUGGAACGCGAGAAGAACAACGAGAUCACGAACAACGUCAAGAACGGCCUCCUCGACAACCUCCUCGACGCGAUCUCGAUCACGGACGUCGCCAAAGACAUCCAGUACUCCAAGAUGCAGCUCCUCACCGAGAAGCAGCGCCUCGCGCUCGUGUUUGAAGAAGAAAAGAAGAAGCGCAAGGGCGGCGGCCACGGAAUCGAGACGGCCGAGCGCUCGCUGCACCUCGAAGCGAGCGGGGUCAAGCAACCGCUGCUCGCGCCAACCGCUGGCGUCAAGCCGCCGGCCCGGCGACCGAUGGCGCCGACCGAGACGAGGGAGGAGGCCCGCCGCCGGCUCGCGACCCAGUAUGAAAAGCUGGCCCACAAAGACUCGUUCGAGUAA
Messenger RNA from Saprolegnia parasitica CBS 223.65, 1302 nucleotides. RefSeq lists its product as hypothetical. Gene Ontology annotation, biological process: transport. NCBI's taxonomy places the organism in Eukaryota, Oomycota, Saprolegniomycetes, Saprolegniales, Saprolegniaceae. Gene Ontology annotation, molecular function: transporter activity. The transcript has a single exon. The record is from RefSeq and is a predicted model, not a curated record. Bases 31 to 1302 code for a protein of 423 amino acids.